Molecule: messenger RNA, 2403 nt
Organism: Microthlaspi erraticum
Lineage: Eukaryota; Viridiplantae; Streptophyta; Magnoliopsida; Brassicales; Brassicaceae
Source: the annotation of a GenBank genome assembly
AUGGUCUUGAAAAGUUUGGAUGACAUGGAUGUUGAAGACGUCGCAAUUGAUCUCUUAACAAGAAGUGGCAAUGCAGAUGAGUUUUGUGAGGCAAGUACGAGUGGCAACGAUGCUCGCACUUUGGAUCAGUUCACAACAUUUGGCGAGCCCAAAAACGGGAUGGAAUUUGAAACGAAGGAGGCUGCUUACUUUUUCUACAGAGAAUACGCUCGAGCAGUUGGAUUUGGCAUCACUAUAAAAGCUAGCCGUCGCUCGAAAAGAUCAGGAAAGUUCAUCGAUGUCAAGAUAGCCUGUUCAAGAUUUGGAACCAAGCGCGAGUCGUCAAGCGCAGCUCUAAACCCGAGGUCAUGUACGAAAACGGAUUGCAAAGCUGGCUUGCAUAUGAAGAGGAAAGAAGACGAGAAGUGGGUUAUAUACAGUUUCGUUAAAGAACAUAACCAUGAGAUCUGUGCAGAUGAUUUUUAUGUUAGCAUAAGGGGGAAGAACAAGGCUCCUGCUGGUUCGAUGCCACGUCAAAAGAAAGGUCUUGGAUUGGCUUUAGAGGAGGAAGACGUGAAGCUAAUGCUCGAGCAUUUUAUGGAAAUGCAAGAGAAGCAGCCUGGUUUUUUCUACGCGGUGGAUUUGGAUUGUGAGAAACGUGUUAGAAAUGUGUUUUGGCUUGAUGCGAAGGCCAAGCAUGACUAUGGAAGUUUUUCUGAUGUUGUUCUCUUCGACACGUUUUAUGUUAAGAACAGGUACAGAAUCCCUUUUGUUCCUUUUGUUGGGGUGAAUCGUCAUUGUCAGUACGUGUUGCUUGGAUGUGCGUUGAUUGGAGAAGAGAGUGAGUCAACUUAUUCGUGGCUGUUUCGGACGUGGCUUAGAGCAGUCGGUGGUCAAGCUCCUGGAGUGGUGAUAACAGAUGAGGGUAAGCUUUUAAGUGAUGUUGUUGCUGAAGUCUUUCCAAGUGCUCGUCAUUGUUUCUGUUUGUGGAAUGUGAUGAGUAAAGUUCCUGAGAUGGUGAAUCCUUUUGUGAGUCAAGAUGAUGGUUUUAUGGAAAGUUUCAGAAACUGCGUGAUUAGCUCUUGGACAGAUGAACAGUUUGAAAGUAGGUGGUCAGAGAUGGUUAGUAAAUUUGAACUUAACGAGGAUGAGUGGGUUCACUCGUUGUUUAGUGAUCGGAAAAAGUGGGUGCCACAUUAUUUUCACGGAAUUAGUUUAGCUGGAAUGUCUGGAGCUGAAAGAUCUGGAAGUAUCGUCUCUCAGUUCGACAAGUAUAUGAACUCAGAGGCUACGUUCAAGGACUUCUUUGAACUUUACUUGAAGUUUCUGCAGUAUCGAUGUGAUUUGGAAGCAAAAGAUGAUCUUGAAUCUCAGAGCAAACAGCCUACUUUGAGGUCUUCUUUGUCUUUCGAGAAACAACUUUCCUUGAUCUACACAGACGCUGCGUUUAAGAAGUUCCAAGCUGAAGUACUGGGAGUUGUUUCUUGUCAACUUCAAAAAGAAAGAGAAGAUGGGACGACAGCAAUAUUCUGCGUUGAAGAUUUCGAGAAACGCCAAAAUUUCUUCGUGGCUCUGAACAAAGAGUUGUUGGAUAUGUGUUGCUCUUGUCAUUUAUUCGAGUACCAGGGAUUCCUCUGCAAACAUGCAAUACUCGUACUUCAAAACUCUGAUGUUUCAUGCAUUCCAUCUCAGUAUAUAUUGAAGCGCUGGUCAAAGAACGGUAACGACAGAGAAGAAAAACAAGAAAAAUGUGCCUCUGUACAUAACCGGAUGGCACGUUUUGAUGAUCUCUGUAGGCGCUUUGUCAAGCUUGGAGAAGUUUCAUCUUUAUCAGAUGAAACCUACAAGACCGCUUUAAAGUUGAUGGAGGAAACCUUGAAGAACUGUGUUAGUUUGAAUAGUUCUCCCAAGUUUCCUUCAGAGCCAGACAAGUUGAUGAAAAGUGGAUCUAUUGGCUUAGAAAAUGAUGGUAUGUUGGACCACGCAUCAAAACUGUUCAAGAAGAAGAAAAUUCAGAAGAAAAGAAAGGCAUACGGUAGGCAAGAGGAUGCAACAAACAGGUCAGAAGAACGCCGUCAAGAAACCGAACAAGUUAGCUCUGGAGCUCCUACCUAUGAGAACUGUUACAUUCCUCAAGCAGAUAUGGAAGCAACCGAAUUAGGCUCUCGUGCAGCAACUCUUGGGAUCUAUUAUUCGACUCAACAGACUAUUCAAGGAUUCUCAUCGGUUUCUUCCGUCCAGGAUGGUUACUACGGACAUCCACCAACCAUACAAGCAAUGGGUAACUUGCAUUCAAUUCAUGGACGGAUGAGUCAGUAUGAGACACAACAAAGCAUCCAAGGAGCUUUUCAGGAACAGACGGGUUUCAGGGGAAGCGCGAUCCGUGGUUGCUAUGACACACAAGAAACUCUGCACGACAUGUAG